CUGCCUAUAAAUUUCAAGUCUCAAAAUGUCCCACGAUUGCCCGGUUCAUAAUAAGGAAGCCCAUGCCUUAACCAUUACCAGGUCCCCACACUCGGACGCCGCCAAGAUCGCCAUGUGCGCCUGCUUGGAAUUGGCUACAUGUCAGGCUGAAAACUGCCAGCUGAAGCAGAAACUGGUCGAAUACCAGGCCAAGAUCUGCAGUCUCGAGCAGCAGGUGGCCACCAUUGCGGAGGAGCAGAACCAGAUCCUCAAAGAAGUGGUGGAGUUGCGCAAAGAGACUCACGCUGCACCGAUGGAAACCGAUGGAAACAUAGUGGAUCCUUUGGACAACUCAUCCGUGGUGCAUCAAGACGAUCUCGAGGAUGAGAAUGGAUACAACCCGGAUUCUGACUCCGAGCAAGACGGUAUCCAGACUUCCAUUUUAUCAACACAUUCUUCGAUUGCUUCGCUGGUUUCUUUGAGUUUUUCAUCCACCAGCUCCUUGGAACAGAACAUAUCUAAUGAUAGCUCUGAUUCUGAAUACGUUGGAUUUAUAUAUAGUGAAAAUGAGGAGAAUUUGGAAACCGAUCUCAUUCCAACCGCGUCAUUUCCAGAAGUUCCGCUGCUACAGAAUUACAUUUCCGAUUCCGAUGGCGAACAAUAAUACGCCCACUCGCAAAUGUACAUAUACGCAAAUGCUCAAAUAAAUAGUCGGUUGUGCUUCAUAUAGUAA
This is a messenger RNA of Drosophila erecta, 712 nucleotides long. RefSeq lists its product as uncharacterized. Bases 26 to 643 code for a protein of 205 amino acids. Lineage: Eukaryota; Metazoa; Arthropoda; Insecta; Diptera; Drosophilidae. The record is from RefSeq and is a predicted model, not a curated record. The transcript is spliced from 2 exons.